Molecule: messenger RNA, 2083 nt
Organism: Tripterygium wilfordii
Lineage: Eukaryota; Viridiplantae; Streptophyta; Magnoliopsida; Celastrales; Celastraceae
Product: probable E3 ubiquitin-protein ligase ARI7
Exons: 1
Coding region: 221-1807 (528 amino acids)
Biological process (GO): protein polyubiquitination; positive regulation of proteasomal ubiquitin-dependent protein catabolic process; ubiquitin-dependent protein catabolic process
Cellular component (GO): cytoplasm; ubiquitin ligase complex
Molecular function (GO): ubiquitin conjugating enzyme binding; zinc ion binding; ubiquitin protein ligase activity
Source: RefSeq, a predicted model, not a curated record
UUAUUUUUUUCUAUAAAGUUCUCAGAAUCUCUCUCCCUAUUCGUCAUUGUUGCGCCAAACGCUUUGUUUUCUACUUUGCCGUGUUGGUCUUGCUAAUAUCGCCCCUAAAUUGUCUCAAUCUCGGUCAAUUUAGGGUUUUCUUCUCAUCUAAUCGACACUCUUGUUUCAGUCUUUUGGGGUUUCUGGUUUUAAUCUGGUUUUGCUGAUGAAUUAAGUAGUCAUGGAGUACUAUAGCGAUUACUCUGACAGUGAUCCUGAUGCCAACGAUGGACCGGAGCUCUUCGAAGCCGACGACCGCAGUGUUAAUCGUGAGGACCGAAAACCCUAUAGAAUCUUGAAAGAAUCUGAGAUACGACUACACAUGGAGGAUGAUAUCAAAGACGUAUCGGCCGUCCUUUCUGUCUCGGAAGUUGAGGCGAGUGUCAUACUUCGGAACUAUAAUUGGAGUGUGAACAGAGUGUACGAUGCCUGGUUUUCAGAUGAAUCAGACGUUCGUGGUAGAGUAGGAUUGCUGGAAAAUUGUAUGGCAGUCGAUCGAUUCGUGUCAAAGUUUGUGGAUUGUGGGGUUUGCUUUGAAUCCUGCCGUCGUGAUCGGAUCAAGUCGGCGGCUUGUGACCAUCCUUAUUGUGUUGAAUGCUGGUCUGGCUACAUUGAAGCGUGCGUUGGUAACGGGUCAGGGUGCUUGACUAUGAGGUGCCCUGAACCAUCUUGCUCUGCCGCUGUGGGUGACGAUAUGAUCAAUGCUUUGGCAUCUGAGGAAGCUAAAGAUAAGUAUUAUCAUUACCUUUUUAGAUCAUACAUAGAGAACAGCAAGACUAGAAAGUGGUGUCCUGCUCCAAAUUGUGGUUAUGCUUUUGAAUUUGUUGGUGGUGAUGGAGGCUCUGAAAUUACCUGCCUCUGCUCUCAUAAAUUUUGCUGGAAUUGUAACCAGAAUGCCCACCGUCCUGUCGAUUGUGAAACUGUGGUGAAAUGGGUGGCUAAGUCAGGCACAGAAAAUGCGAAUUGGGUGUUAGUGCAUACAAAACCAUGUCCUAAGUGCAAGCGAAAUAUAGAGAAAAACAUGGGGUGUAUGCACAUGACUUGUAGACCACCCUGCAAUCAUCAGUUUUGCUGGAUGUGCAUGAAGGACUGGUUUAACCAUGGUAACUGCAAUCGCUAUGAGGACAAAAAGGAUACACAACUGAGAGAGGAGGCCAAGAAAGAACUGGAAAAAUAUAAUCAUUAUUUUGAACGUUAUUCCGCCAAUGAAGUGUCUCAGAGAAAAGCUACAGAAGCAAUGAAAGAAAUUGAAACCAAUCAUAUUGUGACUCUUAGUGAUAUUCAGGGAGAACCCGAGACUCGCCUCAACUUCUUAAUUGAUGCCUGGAAACAGAUCAUUGAAUGCAGGCGAGUGUUGAAAUGGACUUAUGCAUAUGGGUACUACUUGCCUCCGCAUCAGCGCCCUAUGAGACAACUCUUUGAAUACUUGCAAGGAGAAGCAGAGUCGGGAUUGGAAAGGCUACAUUCUUGUGCAGAGAGAGAAGUACAACAGUUUCUUGUUGCAGAUCAACGCUCUGAAGAAUUCAUUCCAUUCCGAGUAAAGCUCAUUGGAUUGACAGAAGUGACUCGAAAUUUCUUUGAGAAUUUGGUUAGAGCCAUAGAGGAUGGGCUAUCAGAUGUGGCUUCCGAGGGUUGUAGCUCGGUUGUCGGUUCUCAAGAGGCUGGGGUGGAUUCUCAAGGGUCUGGGGUGGAGUCGAAGAGGCGUAAUAUAACAGCAUUGGAUGGUUGUUCUCAAAGUGCUGGCAGGGGCAUCAAGAGACGCAAAUGAUAGCAUCCAUUGAUUACAUAUCUUAGUGCCAUGCCAUGAACUUAAAGAUCAGGGGUUUCUCAGUUGAAGAAGAUUUUCCUGGGUACUGUUAUGUGUGUGACAUGGAGCGAUAGGAAACAUGCUUCUUGUGAGUAGAAAACCUACUGUAUUACCUAUGGCUAACUGUUUUUUCUACUCCCCCAGUCCCCCUUCUACUAGAAUAAAAUAAUACUUAUUUCUCAGCUUACAUUUUCAGCUUACACGAUCUCUGAUUUCUAAAAGUAAGUAAUUGUUUUA